AUGUGUCGCAUCUUAGGUGAUCUGUUGGUGGAGGGUGUAGUCGCGAAGCUUGCGGACGAUUUAUACUGUGGUGGGGAUACACCUGAAGAGCUCCUGCAUAAUUGGGAACGGGUACUGCAAGCCAUGCGCAAGAGCGGUAUGGUGUUGUCAGCUCCGAAAACCAUCAUCGCACCAGGGAGCACGACCAUCCUCGGAUGGAUUUGGUCUCAGGGCCAGAUACAUGCGAGCCCCCAUCGCAUCGCUUCACUAUCGACCUGCGAGCCACCCAUGUCGGUGAAGGCCAUGCGGUCAUUUAUCGGGGCAUACAAGGUAUUGGCUCGCGUGAUCCCAAGUUGUGCCAAUAUAGUGGCUCCCUUCGACGACAUGAUGGCAGGGAAGUCAUCCCAGGAUAAGAUAGAGUGGACGGAACAGCUACAGGAUACGUUCCGCAGGGCUCAGAAACUCCUGUCCUCGAAUAAGACGAUUACCCUUCCAACACCCGAUGACGUGCUAUGGAUCGUAACUGACGGAGCUGUCAAGAACCAUGGUAUCGGGGCUACACUCUACGUCACACGCAAUGACAGAAUACGGCUUGCAGGAUUCUUCAGCGCGAAGUUACGAAAGCAUCAGGUGACAUGGUUGCCUUGCGAAGUUGAGGCAUUAGCCAUCGCAGCCGCUGUCCAGCAUUUCAGCCCCUAUGUCGUUCAGUCGCGCCAUGGCACUUGUGUGCUGACGGAUAGCAAGCCUUGCGUUCAGGCUUACGAAAAGCUGUGCCGUGGUGAGUACUCAGCCAGUCCCAGGGUGUCUACUUUCCUGGCCACAAUCAGCCGCUAUCAAACAUCACUGCGCCACCUGGCCGGCAGUGCUAAUGUGCCGUCAGACUUCGCCAGCCGCAAUGCUCCAAACUGUGAUGAGCCGAACUGUCAGAUUUGCACAUUCAUCUCUCGCAUAGAGGAUUCGGUCGUCAGAGCCAUUAGCGUUCAGGAUGUAUUGUCAGGUGGAGUCAGGCUGCCAUUCACCAGCAGAUCGGCAUGGCGGUCCACGCAGUCUGAAUGCCCAGAUUUGCGGCGCACUCAUGGUCAUUUAGUACAAGGCACUCGUCCCUCCAAGAAGGCUACGAGCAUCAAGGACAUAAAGCGAUAUCUGAAUGUCGCUACGCUUGCCAGAGAUGGUCUGCUAGUUGUCAGAAGAAAUGAACCAUUUGUAUCGGCACGUGAGUGUAUCGUUGUGCCCCGUCAGGUUCUCGAGGGUCUUCUCACAGCAAUACACAUAAAGUUAGACCAUCCUUCAUGCCACCAGUUGAAGAAUGUGUUCCACCGGUACUUUUAUGCGUUGGACAUGGACAAAGCCAUUCAGAGCAUCACGUCCGCAUGUCAUCAGUGUGCGGCGUUAGUCAAGAUUCCGCAUACCCUCGUGCAGCAGUCUACCGGAGAUCCACCAGUGGCAGUGGGGGUAGCCUUUGCAGCUGACGUGCUCAGACGAGAACGUCAACUUGUACUUGUUGUUCGGGAGGAAGUGACUUCAUUUACAGCCGCGUGUUUGAUCGACAGUGAGCGCCAUGAGACUCUACGCGACGCUCUCAUUCUGUUGUGCAUUGGGCUACGACCCAUGGACGGACCCGUGGCUGUUGUACGUACUGACCCCGCCCCAGGGUUUGCUGCCCUCAUUGAUGAUGGUCUACUGAAACGCCAUAGGGUUUGCAUCGAGAUAGGUCGUGUGAAAAACGUUAAUAAAAACCCGGUGGCCGAGAGGGCUGUACAGGAGUUGGAGGACGAGCUUUUGCGCCAACAGCCUGGUGGUGGACCAGUUCCGUUACUUACUCUCUCUGUAGCUGUGGCACGGCUGAACUCCCGCAUUCGUGGUCGAGGCUUGUCAUCGCGAGAGAUGUUGACGGCGGCAGGCGGGACGCAGUUUACCAAUGCGCAGUUGCCAAGUGUGUGA
Messenger RNA from Priapulus caudatus, 1920 nucleotides. RefSeq lists its product as uncharacterized. Bases 1 to 1920 code for a protein of 639 amino acids. The record is from RefSeq and is a predicted model, not a curated record. Gene Ontology annotation, molecular function: nucleic acid binding. NCBI's taxonomy places the organism in Eukaryota, Metazoa, Priapulida, Priapulimorpha, Priapulimorphida, Priapulidae. The transcript has a single exon.